CUUCAGCUCGACUUGUUUUGGAGGAGGUGGUGAAGAUGGCGAUGAGCAUGAGUCGAGUGGAGGUCGAGGCCAAUGUCGAAGAGGACGAAAGCUUCGGCCCACAGCCUCUGACCCGCCUCGAGCAGUGUGGUAUCAGUGCGAGUGAUCUGAAGAAGCUGGAGGAUGCAGGGUUCCACACCAUAGAGGCCGUAGCGUACGCUCCUAAAAAAGAGCUGCUGAACAUUAAGGGCAUCAGUGAAGCCAAAGCUGACAAGAUCCUGGGUGAGGCAGCUAAACUGGUUCCGAUGGGGUUCACCACGGCAACGGAGUUUCACCAGCGCAGAGCCGAGAUCAUCCAGAUCUCCACCGGCUCCAAAGAGCUCGACAAACUGCUGCAGGGUGGUAUCGAGACGGGUUCCAUCACGGAGAUGUUCGGGGAGUUCCGUACAGGAAAGACUCAGCUGUGCCACACGCUGGCGGUGACGUGUCAGCUUCCCAUCGAUCAGGGUGGGGGAGAAGGGAAGGCCAUGUACAUCGACACCGAGGGCACCUUCAGACCUGAGAGACUGCUCGCUGUGGCAGAGAGGUACGGACUCGUCGGCAGUGAUGUUUUAGAUAAUGUGGCUUACGCUCGAGCUUUCAACACGGAUCAUCAGACUCAGCUGCUCUAUCAGGCUUCAGCUAUGAUGGCCGAGUCUAGGUAUGCUUUGCUGAUAGUGGACAGUGCCACUGCGCUGUACAGGACGGAUUAUUCCGGAAGAGGCGAGCUCUCGGCCCGUCAGUGUCAUUUGGGACGCUUCCUCCGCAUGCUGCUGCGUCUUGCUGACGAGUUUGGCGUCGCUGUUGUCAUCACCAAUCAGGUCGUAGCGCAGGUGGACGGGGCGGCCAUGUUUUCCGCAGAUCCUAAAAAGCCAAUUGGAGGGAACAUCAUGGCACAUGCCUCCACUACCAGGUUGUAUUUGAGGAAGGGCCGUGGUGAAACUCGGAUCUGUAAAAUUUACGACUCUCCCUGCUUACCUGAGGCGGAGGCCAUGUUCGCCAUCAACGCAGACGGAGUAGGAGACGCUAAAGACUGAAAAAACACACAUGGUGUGUUCACGUGAGAGACGGACAAUAACUGGAACACGGUGAUGGAUGCACUCGUACACACGCACGUUCUUCUCAGACUGAAGAAGCUGUUGAUGGGGGGGGUGUGUGAGAGUGCGAGAGGAGGCAGGAACAGUGCCACCUGCAGGUGCAGGCUGAGCACUAAACACCUGUGUGUUUCAGUUGACUUUUUUUGUUUUUCUUGAUGAAAGGAUAAAAUACUACACUUAAGUUCUUUUUUUCUGUUUGUAUUGUAUCAUUUUCUGAUUUGUCUCUGUACUGUAAUUAUUCUUUCUGUACAUAAAAGUAUUAAAUGUUUUAUUGUUGGUCA
Molecule: messenger RNA, 1396 nt
Organism: Ictalurus furcatus (blue catfish)
Lineage: Eukaryota; Metazoa; Chordata; Actinopteri; Siluriformes; Ictaluridae
Gene: rad51
Product: RAD51 recombinase
Exons: 9
Coding region: 36-1055 (339 amino acids)
Biological process (GO): mitotic recombination; double-strand break repair via homologous recombination; chromosome organization involved in meiotic cell cycle
Cellular component (GO): condensed nuclear chromosome
Molecular function (GO): ATP hydrolysis activity; ATP-dependent DNA damage sensor activity; ATP binding
Source: RefSeq, a predicted model, not a curated record